Paramecium sonneborni is the source of this 1190-nucleotide messenger RNA. The record is from the annotation of a GenBank genome assembly. Lineage: Eukaryota; Ciliophora; Oligohymenophorea; Peniculida; Parameciidae.
AUGAGUGAUCCUUACGAUUGGCCAUUCCCAAGUAGGAAAGAUUUGAUGUAUUUAUCAUCAAUAAGUAUAAACUGUGGAGUAUAAUUUUAGAUAAACGAGAUGUAGGGACAGUUAGACCUGAUAAAUUAACUGGAUAAGAUUUUAAUCUCUAAACAAAAGACAUAGAUGGUAACUGAAUUUUCAAAGUAGGUGCUUAACCAUGUAUGAAGCCAUAUAAAUUUACAAAUAAACCAGACUUUACAAAUACAACAAAUGAUAUUGCAGGUACACGUUCAAAGGUAUUGAUUCCUUAAAUUGGAAGAGAUGUAUAAAAUAAUAUUAAUUAAAAAGGGAUUCUCUCUAAAUAAUCGUGAUAUCAAAGGUGCAUAUCCUUAAUUAAACAAAUUUUAAACAACUAGACCUCCGACAAAUCCAGUAGAUCCUGUAUAUGUUUUACCAAAAGCUGUACCUGUAGAACCUUUGCAACCAAAAUUUAUUAGAGAUUAAAUAAAUAUUGAUGUAUAGAGAAUUAUUAUGAAAAGGAUAUUCCAGGAACAAAACCAAAUCCUCCUGCAGCAAAAUUAAGAAAAACUGUACAUAUUUUUGAUGAAGUUGAUGGAGCAAAAUCAAAACCUGCAUUUAUGCCUAGAGAUCAUAUGGAAAUUAUGGAUGUUAAAGAUAUUAAUGAAUACAGAGUCUUUAAAUCAUCUCGUGUAACUAAUCCAUUAGAACCUGAAUAUUAAUUAAAAGAUGUUGAAGGUUAACCAGCUAAUUUAAAAUAUGGAUUUGUUAAUGGAAGUAAAAGCAGGGUCUUACAUCCUUAAAUGAACUUUAAUACUAAAAAUUUAGAAACUAAUGAUAUAGAAGGUUGUCAUGUAGGAGCUAUCAGUGAUCAUUUUCUAAUGAGAUAAAAAAGAUAAUAAUUUAGAGUUAUUAAUGAUACUAAAGAUGUACCUGGAGCUUAGGUUGGCACUUUAAGAAAAGGCUUACUCAAUCAAAGAGGUACCAAUCCUUUGACUCCUGAAUAUUAAUUAUUGGGAAGAAAUGAAAUUUAUAAUUAAAAUCUACCACGUACAGCUUUUGAAAGUAAUCGACAAAAUUAAGGAUGUGAUAAACCAAAAACUUAAUAAUCUUUAAGAUCAAAUUCAUUAAAUAAAAUAGAAUAACCAUUAUCAACAGCCUAAAAAUUUGAUUAGUUUAUAAAGAAAUGA